CUGUGUACUGCUCUCUGUGCUCUGUAGUCCGGUCCGCAGUCCGGUCCUGUCUGCUGUAUGUCCGCAGUCUCUGGUCAUCCCCUGUACUAUGUCCGCAGUCUCUGGUCAUCCCCUGGACUGUGUCCGCAGUCUCUGGUCAUCUCCUGUACUAUGUCCGCAGUCUCUGGUCAUCCCCUGGACUGUGUCCGCAGUCUCUGGUCAUCCCCUGGACUGUAUCGGCUGUCUCUGGUCAUCUCCUGUACUGUGUCCGCAGUCUCUGGUCAUCCCCUGUACUGUGUCCGCAGUCUGGUCAUCCCCUGUACUGUGUCCGCAGUCUCUCGUCAU
This is a messenger RNA of Staurois parvus, 324 nucleotides long. Lineage: Eukaryota; Metazoa; Chordata; Amphibia; Anura; Ranidae. The record is from the annotation of a GenBank genome assembly.